Molecule: messenger RNA, 3626 nt
Organism: Bradysia coprophila
Lineage: Eukaryota; Metazoa; Arthropoda; Insecta; Diptera; Sciaridae
Gene: frtz
Product: WD repeat-containing and planar cell polarity effector protein fritz
Biological process (GO): cilium organization; nervous system development; establishment of protein localization
Cellular component (GO): axonemal basal plate
Molecular function (GO): protein binding
Source: RefSeq, a predicted model, not a curated record
UAUAUCUGUCAUUCAUUCGAGUUUGUGGUGCAAAAUAUUUAUCAACGAAAAUAGUGCAGGAAUUUCAUUAAAAUUCCUUUAGUGAGUCCGCUCAGUAAACAAACUCCGUUUUCGCUGUGCCGUUUUAUUGCACUCCGUUCAUAGAAUCGGAAUAAUUUAUUGUCGAAUUGUAGUUUCGCGAGUGUUAUUUUCUGUAACGAACGUACAGGCCACGAAUGCAUUUUUUAUAUGAACUACUUCAGCAUGUCAUUGUUUUGCCGUUUGAAAUAGGAAACACGAAUGUUUUUCUUGUCAGCCAGUGAUAUUGUUCGCGUUCAAUUAACAGUACCAUGUUAACUCUGCUAACUGAAGCAAGAUUUUGGACGACACGUGAUGAUAUUGUCAUCAAGGAUACAGAUUUCGGAGCAUUUCGGUAUGUAGACAAAAAAGAAGCAACAAGCGCGAACACGCAAUCAUUUGGCAAACGAAAUUACGCCGAAAGACGUGACCUUCAAUGCAUAUUAGACAAUAAACAUCCGUCGAAACUAAAAAAUUGCAUAAAAAAGCUGGAAGAUUAUCUGAAGCAUUUCAAGAUAGUGUACUGUCGCUGGCGAGACAAUGCAGUCAUUCAGCUGGUACUAUCGAAUGGACUGUUGGUUCACAUUUGCAUCAACAUUUUUACGGGCGACAUAACUCGAAUGGCCUUCGAUAAGUUCUUCGUGGGCAAAUUGAUUUCAGACCAGAUCACCGAUGUCGUCCUCACUCGGAUGCAUGCCAUCAUUGCAUACGCACAAAAUCAACUGACGUUCGUGUAUCUGCAAAAGCCCAGUAUGAAACGUUCGGCGCCGGAAAAGAUCAGUCGCAUGGAUCCGAAAAUAUUCAAUGUGAUCAUCAACGGGCCAACGCGUACGAUUCCCAGACAUUUGGCGUGCAAUUACAGUUUUGAUUUGCUGGUGGUCUGGACGAAAUCGUCACAAAACGAGGUCUAUCCCUGGCGACCAACUGUUCGCGAUCAGGAUCGCGCCAAUGUUCACGUCUACAAGAUCAGCCGAACGAAACUCGAAUCCCUUUGCUAUUACUGGACAGAAAAUGACCCAAUUCACGUGGAAUUUCGAACCAGUCAAAAUCAAUUGCAUUCCGUGGAACAGAAAAUUUCACGAAAGGGUGAGGUAACGAUCGAGAUAUGCAUGUACGAGAUAAGUAAAUCGAAAUUACAACGAACGGCCGUUACAUCUAUCCCCUUACAAACGCAAGUGUGUUGCCAGUCAUUAAGUCCGGACAAUGAGAAACUAAUGCUUGGUUGCAUCGAUGGAUCUGUGGUGAUUUUCGAUGAAGGUCGUGGCAUCACACACCUUGUAAAGGCAGCAUUUAUACCAACGAUGAUAUCAUGGCACUGUGACUCUGCACUGAUUGUGAUUGCGAACGACAGGUGUCAGUUUCAAUGCUUCGAUGUGUCACUGGCUUGUGUGAAAAAUCAGCUGAUUAGCGAAGACAUGACUCCGUCCAAUUUACUGGAUCUGUCCAGUUACUUCACUAAUCAACCGACAUUGGUAAAUAUCUGCUGGAGCAAGAAACCUGACCUAGCUUUACACAACGAUGGCUACACUCAAUCGGACUGUUUUCUGUUGCUAUGUUUCGAAAAUGGUCCGAUGGCCUGUCUACGAUUUUUUGGUGGAAAUGGUCUGAAAGGAGACGUUCACACGUCGGGCCUAACUGCAGAUGUUCUAAUCCAACAAUAUCUGAAUUUGAAUCACAUCGAAAAGGCAAUCAAUUUGUUGUUAUGCCUGAAUUGGGAUACGUACGGGGCGAUGUGCUUAAUCUCCAUGCACAAAAUAGCCAAUUACAUAUUUCAACGGCCGCUGACGCCGGAACGUGAAGUGCAAUUACAAAAGACGCUAGGAAGUUUCCAUGUACCUGUUAAGCCGCUCUGCGAGGAAACCGAAGCACAAUUCGGUGAUCAAGUGCGGGAUAUAACGAGAAAAUUUUUCCAAUAUUUGCUGCGGUUCAAGUCGUACGAGAAAGCAUUCAGUUUGGCUAUUGACAUCAACGACGAAGACUUAUUUAUGGAUCUGUACAAUUGCGCGAAAAUCAAUGGCAACAAGGAACUGGCUAGUGAUGCUUUCCGUAAAGCUGAAGAAAUACUAACGAGACCUGAAAGUGCUAACAGCUUGCAUUCGAUAUGCUCGCAUUCAUCGUGUUCGGAGUGUGUUGAAUCGUCAGUCUGUGAUUCGGAGGAUACGUCGAAAACACCGGAAGCAAACGAAAAUAUUUUAAACAACAAUUUGUCGACAUCAUCAUCGUCACCAUCGUCACCGCGGAUCAAUGCAACAAAUCACGUUCAAGUGAAAGAACAUCCACCGCUGCCAACAGUGUAUGCACAGCAAAAGCAAAACACAUCCGCCAAGCCAUAUGUACCUCCUCUGCCGUAUUUGUCGCAUUCCACACGACCGACUGAUGUACGAAUUCCGAAACCUGAACUGAAAGUGUCGUCAUUUUCCAAAAAUCAGCACAAGAAUCCGAACUCACGCAGCCGAUAUCAACCGUCAACGCAUCUAAUCGCCUCCGACAAUAUACUUUUGGUGGAUCCGCCGUUGCCAUUACUGAAGAAAACGUCCAGUCAAGACAAUCUCGUGCACAGUUAUGCACGAAGUCCAGAUAGAAAUCCCAUUUAUCACAACAGCUUCUCAACGGAUGGACUCAAUAAUGUUGGAAACUAUGACGACGCCAGGCGCUUCACUUCCAAUGCAGUCAAAUCCACAAAAAUGCCAAAAUCUUUGCCGCGCAACGUAGCAUCCAACCACAAAUCUGUGGUCAUCGAUGUAGUACCUAAACCAAGCACCUCGAAUUUAGCCAACAAUUCCGACUGGAAAGUGCCUGCACAGACCGUUGGAAUUCCAUUGACCUUUUCACACAACAACAACAUUCCAUAUGCCAGUCCAUUCCAACACCGGCCGAUGCCAUACAUGCUACAAUCAAACGUUCCAUUGCCACAGCAUCGACUCAUCAAAUCGGAGAGCAUGUACAAUAUGACAACACCAAUGGCACCGAUUAUCCAUCAUCAGCAUCCAUUGAUAUCAGGCAACAUACCAUCCAUUGCGUCCAUUAUGCCAGACUCAUACAAAAAGCUAUCGUCGAAUUCGGGCGCUAAGAAGGUCAGUGCCACCAGUUCCAUAUUGUCGGGACAGGGACAACAGUCGGCUAUGAAUGCAAAGAAAGAUAUGAGCGAAAAGAAUAAAGUGAAAUUUUCCGAUACUGUUACGGUAGCCGUGGUACCGGAAAUUUCACGCAAAGAUAAAUUGCAAAGUGAUCGAACGAAGAGACCGAAUGGAUUCCAUAAAUUAAUGACUGACCCGCAGCGAGAACUGGCCGACAGUUUGCCGCUAUGCCAUCCGAAUGAUGAGUACUUGAAGGAUUUUAUGCCGAUGUCGGAUGACAAAAAAGAUGAUGACGAAACUAACCGAUCCGGCGGUGGUAGUACAAUCAAAGUUGUACAUUUUGGAGUCGUGUGAGACACGCAAAAUUUUUUAUUUUUUUAAUGAGAGAAAGAAAACGAGUCCGUCCAAGUACUUUAUAUACAAUACAUAGCUUUAAAAUGUAAUUUUCCGUCCCAAGUGCAACUUAAAAUAAAAGAAAAUUUAUUUUUCCAA